AUGGAAGAGAAAAGCAUAGCUGACAUCUUCGACUUCAUUGGGUUUGGACGCUUCCAAAGAUGUUUGCUGAUCAUUGCAGGGCUUGGCUUCAUGGCAGAUGCCAUUGAAGUCGGCGUUAUCACAUUUUUGGUGCAGAAAGCGAAAGAGGAAUGGCCUGAAGUAGAAGGCUGGCAACUGAAUGCUUUGUCCACAAGCGUGUUUACCGCCAAGCUGCUUGGGAGCUGGAUCUGGGGGAGCUUGUCAGACCACUUGGGUCGCAGGCUAACCUUCUUACUGGCCAAUCUGUUCCUCUUAGUCACUGGCUGCCUGUCUGCUGCAGCCCCGUCGUAUUUUUGGCUAGUUGCGGCACGCGCACUGGUUGGCCUAGCGAUCGGAGGAAUCAUCGUUCCUUUUGAUAACCUGGCUGAAAGCGUGCCAGAAAGCUGGUCUGGAAGCGUUUGCUUUGCAAUCGAAUAUUUUUGGACGCUUGGAAGCCUGUAUUCCAAUGGUUUAGCUGCCCUGGUGAUCGAGCCGUUGGGAUGGAGGGUCUAUUUGCUUUUCAGUGCUCUCCCAAUCCUACUGGCGUGCAUGGGCUACUUCUUCUUAGAGGAGAGUCCCAUGUGGCUCCUCGAUCGUGGUUAUGACUAUGAAGCCUGGCAGGUGUUGCAAAGGAUCAGCCGCAUCAAUGGCAAGGACCUGAGCAACAUGGCGUUAGUGUCCUAUGCCAGAGAAGCGGAUCCUUCAUGCAGAGAACUACUGGUUCCGUCGCUCCGGAGAAGCCUGCUUUCUUUGAGUAUCAUUUGGUGGCUUGGACUCUUUGGCUACUACGGUGCUUCCUUGGGCAGCGGUUUAAUUUUCUCCUCCAGUGGUUCCUUCGACUACGGUGAACUGAUCUUCUCCAGCAUGGGGGAGAUUGCAGGAGUGACCGUAGCCAUGUGUUUGGCCUGGCGGGUCUCGGAAAUCAUCAUCCAGCCAUGGUUCUACUUGGUCAGCACCUUGGCUUGCCUUGCUGUCCUCAUUGCACAUGCCUUGAAGGGACCAGCUCUGCUGCUGGGUGCCCUAGCCUUCAUUUUGCGCGCUGGAAGUAUGGGUGCAAUUUCAGUGACUUGGGUUUUGACACCCACAGCAUUUCCAACACACGUGCGGUGCACGGCGCAUAGCAUUCUCUAUACUGCGGGCUCUCUUGGACCGGUCUGUGCCACGUUGUGGCCUGGAACAACGCCACUAGCCGUGAUCAUGGGAAGCUACGCUGGGGCCAACUUGGUCUGUGCAAUUGUCGGGCAGUGGCAAGUCAAAGGUCUUGCAGCGCGUGGAGCCUUCGAUAGUCUCAUUUCAGACUUGCACGCCUCGAACCUGGAGCGCAGGGCCAGAUCCUCCAUCACCAGGGAGAGUCGUGCAUCGAGACCCACUUGGGCCAGUCGGCCCAGUUGGAUGAGCCGGCCCAGCUGGAGCAGUCAGCCUGAACGAAGCUCCAAUCUCCUGCAAAACGCUGAAUGA
Molecule: messenger RNA, 1476 nt
Organism: Cladocopium goreaui
Lineage: Eukaryota; Dinophyceae; Suessiales; Symbiodiniaceae
Source: the annotation of a GenBank genome assembly